AUGAUUCACUCGCGAGAGCAACAACAUGAGCACGAUGCAUACUCGAGCGAACCUCUCUACAACUACUCUCCGCAGCGCCAGACGAGGGUUGCCAUUCACCCCACUGCUGUGAAGCGACCGUACGGACCCCCCGCAUUUGAAGAUGACGAGGAAGUCUUCUCGGACGCCCCAACCCGUAAAGUCCCCCCGCCACAGCAAAAUCUAAGGCGCAUUGUCAGGAGAGACAGGCCUCCGGAGUCGCGACGGGCCGAACUCUUUCUAGAGGAAGAAGAUGUCGACGGCAGCCUGGCUAGUGACUAUCCUGCCACGGAAGACGACCACGGCACUCCUCGGGCUAGUCGUACGAAGAGUAUGCCAUCGGAGGCGCGCCCCCUCGAAGGCUCGCUUCCAAUUGCGGCCUUCGGCCAGCGAGACAAGUCACGGAAGCGACGUCGUGAUCAGUGUGACUACGGAGAUAACGAGCUCCUGGGGAUGACAUACUCCCAAUUGCGCGAGCAACCCUUUGACGAAGACCCUGCCAAGACAUCCCUUCCAACGGCUACGCCUCUGAACGGUGACAGUCUUUCGGUCAAGCUCGAUCAUUUCAAAGGUCAGCGCGAAUCCGAUCAGAAAAACUUCUUUAGUCAGAUGAAUGUUGGUGACUGGGAACGCUCGGGCGACUGGUUUCUGGAGCAGUUCGGCCUUGUUGCGCAGAAGCUGAAAGACGCUCGUAGGGAGAAGCGAGACAUGGUUGAUCGCUUCGAGACCGAAAUCGCCAACCGGGAAGAGGCAGUUCGCGUCCGGACUGAGAACAUUACAAAGAAGCUGAGCAAAAUCCGCCACAAGGGCGAGGACAUGUUGGCAGACAAGGAGAUUUGA
Colletotrichum godetiae is the source of this 858-nucleotide messenger RNA. RefSeq names its product extracellular mutant protein 11-domain-containing protein. NCBI's taxonomy places the organism in Eukaryota, Fungi, Ascomycota, Sordariomycetes, Glomerellales, Glomerellaceae. The transcript has a single exon. The coding region runs from base 1 to 858 and encodes 285 amino acids. The record is from RefSeq and is a predicted model, not a curated record. Gene Ontology annotation, molecular function: TBP-class protein binding; RNA polymerase I core promoter sequence-specific DNA binding. Gene Ontology annotation, biological process: nucleolar large rRNA transcription by RNA polymerase I. Gene Ontology annotation, cellular component: RNA polymerase I core factor complex.